Molecule: messenger RNA, 1491 nt
Organism: Effrenium voratum
Lineage: Eukaryota; Dinophyceae; Suessiales; Symbiodiniaceae
Source: the annotation of a GenBank genome assembly
AUGGGUAUCUUGGGGAACUUCUUGGAGGAAGAAGAGCUGCGGAAGCCGCCGCCGGUGACCUAUGGCCUCGAGCCGUUCACCUUUGAUCCGGGCCCACAACCCUCACAGGAGGAGUUGGCGCGGGAGGCAGAGCGGCGGGUGCGCUCGGACAAGCGCUUCCGGGAGGCGCUGCGCGGUCAGAAGGCUGCCAUCACCGCUUUGCUACAGGGAUGCCUCGAGAAGGUGAAUGGACAGCUUGAAAGGGGCGAAGAGAUUUGCCAGAAGGCGCACUUCCCGCUGCUCAACCCCCGAAGCUUCGCAGACCUGGGGGCCUUCGCCGGACACGACCACUUCACGGUGGACCUGCGCGUGGACCAGGUGGAUGAAGCCCUGCAGAAGCUGGUGAAUAGCCUCUUUGGAAUCGUGUGGACGACCGUCAGCGUCGAGAAUGAGACGAGGGCCAAGAGCCUGGACCGUUUCAACAAGGCGCUGCAAGAGCGCAUGGAGACCUUGGAGCACCAUCUGCAAGACCGGUCCCGGCAGCUUUCCAACUGCAGGUACGCAUACUUCCUGGAAAUCACACAUUUGCGGAACCAGCUCUACAUGAGCCAGUCGGAUGAGGACUUCGAGCCGGUUGAGGCAUACUUCUUCGAUCCCACGGAGUAUUUGGAGGAGGAGCUCCGUCAGCAGUUAAAUGACAAGAUCACGCUGAGCGUGAAGGUCUACAAGGACCGACUGACGGAGAUGGCCCGAAAGCUCGCGGACUUGGAGCUCCAGCUGGAGACGGCCAAGGCCUUGAGCGAGCGCGAUGGCAACUUGGACGGCUAUUUGGUCUACGCCUGCAACAAGCACGGCUCCAAAGGUGUGGUGGAGUCCUUGGCGCAGCUGGCGCCCAAGGAGAUGCAACAAUGGGCACAAUCGCUGCUGCCGCCGCCGCCGUCAGCAGUAGAAGUGGCAGAGGCAGAGUCGCGCUCCAAGAGCCUUGAGCAGAUGCGGCAGGCCAUGCUGCAGGCUGCCCAAGAAGCGGAGGAGGAGCGGCGCCUCAGGCAGCAGGCGGAGCAGGAGCAGGAGCGCCUCCGGGCGGAGCUUGCCGAGGUAAGGCGGCAGCUGGAGCAGUUGGAGCAGCGUCCACCCCCAGGUCCUGCGCCACCCAGAGAGGUUGCCCCGCCGCAGGCCCGGCAUGGGCCAACAACGGCAGAGAUGGAUGAGCUGCGGAAGGAGCUGGCCAAGGCGAAGCUGCUGCUGGAGAAGGAGCGCAGCCGUGCGGCCGGGGCGGCCGCGGAGGCCGCCCGCCUUGGAGAGCUGGAGGAGCAGAGGGCUGCCAGGGAGAAGGCUGAGAAGGUGAAGCUGGAAGACUACGACCAGACGAAGGUGGUGCUUGUUGAGGCUGCCAAGGAAACUGCGGUACAGGCGGUGGCAACGGACACAGGGCAGAACAGCCUCGCCGACACCGCUGAGAAUGUGGUGACUGCAUUGAAGCAAACCUCAGACGAGCCGCUGGGCCCCUUCUAA